This is a messenger RNA of Pipistrellus nathusii (Nathusius's pipistrelle), 939 nucleotides long. Lineage: Eukaryota; Metazoa; Chordata; Mammalia; Chiroptera; Vespertilionidae. The record is from the annotation of a GenBank genome assembly.
AUGGAGUUGGAGAACCUGGUGGCGAACUCGCUGCUGCUGAAGGCGCGCCUCGAAGUGGACUACAGCAGUCUUUGUGACAAGCAGCCAAUAGGAAGGCUGCUCUUCCGGCAGUUCUGCGACACCCGGGACAACCUGAAGCGGUGCAUAGAGUUCCUGGAUGCGGUGGCAGAAUAUGAAGUCACCCUUGAUGAGGACCGAAGAGAGCGUGGACAGUUAAUCUUGAAAACGUUCUUCAUUAAUGAGACCUCGGCAGCCCCUUUGCCCCGGAUUUCUGCUCGCAUCGUGAGAGCGUGCAGGCUGCAGCUGAAGGAGAUCCCCUCCAAGGAGCUGUUCAAGGAAUGUGUCAGAGUUGUCCAUCACUUUUUAAGUGGAAAACCAUUUGAAGAAUACCAAGAAAGCCCAUAUUUUUCUCGAUUUUUACAGUGGAAAUGGUUGGAAAGGCGGCCAGUAACAAAGAAAACAUUUAGACAUUACAGAGUUCUAGGAAAAGGUGGAUUUGGAGAGGUUUAUGCCUGCCAAGUGAGAGCUACGGGGAAGAUGUAUGCCUGCAAAAAGCUAGAAAAGAAAAGAAUAAAGAGGCGGAAUGGUGAAGCCAUGGCCCUAAAUGAGAAAAGACUCUUAGAAAAAGUGCAAAGUAGAUUUGUAGUGAGCUUAUGCUACUCAUACGAAACCAAAGACAGCCUGUGCUUGGUGCUCACCAUCAUGAACGGCGGCGACUUGAAGUACCACAUCUACAACCUGGGCGGCCCCGGCAUCGAGGAGCCGAGGGCGGUGUUCUACGCGGCGGAGCUGUGCUGCGGCCUGGAGGACCUGCAGAGGGAGCGCAUCGUGUACAGAGACCUAAAGCCCGAGAACAUCCUCCUGGACGACCACGGUGCCCGAGUCCUCAGGACACAGAGACACUCAAAUGCGAACGCACCUGGAGUCCCUUCUGCCUGA